AUGUCAGCGCCCAUUGGAACGACGGUUGAAGACUCAAGCAGUGAAGAUGAUCUAGAAAGGUUUAAGGAAGCAACUUGGAGUUUUCCUACGUGUGGUAAUAACGAUGUUGGGAACAAGCUAUCCCGUCGUGUCUCUGUGUCUAAACAUGAACAUGAUGGGAACGAGCUUCAGACGACACCAGAGUUCCGUUUGCAUGUUGCAAAAAAAUUAGGGGCAAUCCUUGACAGUUGCAUUUCAGUGAUACCUGCAGAAACGUCAAAACCCCCACCUUGCACUGAGUCAACCAAAUGUGAAGAUGAAGAAGGUUUCCGGCUUUUCACUACAUCCAUCCCAGGAGCAUUGUCCAUUGAACAACCUCCUCCUCUCAGACAGAGGCCUGUUCCCAGCUCAAGUGACAGUGACAGUGAGAUGGAGGUGCGACUUAGAGAGGCGGCGGUGUCAGUCACAGACCUCGUGGCAUCAGCUCUCCCACUGGCAGUUGUUCCCUCCCUCUCAGAGCCACCCGCCUCGAAGAAAAUAAAGAAGAAAAAGAAAAAAGACCGGGGCAAAGCAGAGGAGGCAGAAAGACAGGACAGCAACGUCAGCCCUGCCCCAAAGAAAAAGAAGAGGCGGAAAACGUCCCAGGGGGACUGUGGGGUGGUAAAGAACGGUGGAGAAUCCUCUACUGAUGCGAAAACAGAGGAUCAGAAAAGGCCAGAGGACAGUCAACCCCGGAAGGCCAAGAAGAAAAAGAAACAAAAAGUCUCAGAUUAAAGGGUAGAAGAGAAUGUAGAAAAGCGCUGAAAGCUUUCUGGACUAUACACUUUUCAUAUUACAGAAUUAAAAUGUGGUUUAUUUUGAUAUUAUAAUGUAAAACACUGGAACCCUUCCAUAUGGGCCAGUUUGAUGCAAUGCUCUUAUUAUGGUGGACUGGUGUCCUGUUACUAUAUAUAUACUCACACACAUACUUAUUUGCAUUUGUUCUUACAUGGCAGUUCAUACAGUGUUAUUUUUUUGGAAAAUCACAGCAAUUUGUACUGUUUUAUAUUUCUUGUUUUCCUGGAAUGCAUUGCCAAAAUGUUUAAUAAGCCUUCCACCAAAUCUCAUUACACCUUUCUCUGCCCAAGGCAAUAUCUGUGCUAUGCCAUGUUUUAUAAAGAAAUCAGAUUACACUGAG
Molecule: messenger RNA, 1156 nt
Organism: Esox lucius (northern pike)
Lineage: Eukaryota; Metazoa; Chordata; Actinopteri; Esociformes; Esocidae
Gene: c13h12orf43
Product: chromosome 13 C12orf43 homolog
Exons: 6
Coding region: 1-753 (250 amino acids)
Biological process (GO): Spemann organizer formation; Wnt signaling pathway; negative regulation of Wnt signaling pathway
Source: RefSeq, a predicted model, not a curated record